AUGUCGAUUCCAGAACAGCUUCCUCUGCACUUGAUUGGAACCCAGGCAUUCCUGCCGGCACUACUUUCAUAUAUACGAAGCCUUGCCAAUACCACCUCUCUUCCGCUUGAUCAUGUCAUCUUCCAAUCAGUUCUUGUGUGUCUUAUCGCGGGUGACAAACACCUGAUCCUCCGCACACCAGAGGAGGAUGUAUCUUUUGUAGUAAAAUUGGUCGUUUGGCUCCGUUCAAAAACUGGCAUCUCAUCAGUGUCUGAUCCGGAUGCCUUUCUGCGGUCGUUGUUUUUCCCGCCGGGAUCCUCUUCUUCCAACUCGAAUCAAACAUCGCAAGAUGAAGGAACUGCUGAAAACUUGAAACAUUUGGGCCACUAUCGUCACCACUCCCAUGCGCGUUCCUCAUUGAAACCCGGGACAAAGCACCAACCAGAAUACUCCCGUUCACGGUCUUUUCCAAACAAUCUCGGAGCUGCACAAGACCAUGGGACACCUGCUCCAGAUUUUCCUGCUUCGCAAGGUGCCACCACCACCACAGGGCAACGAUCUGUCGCCACUACCCCUCAUUCGCCGGGGUUGCCGUCAAUAUUGAAACCCCAACCGAUAUAUCCCAACAGUAUGCCCCACGCGCAUACUGAUCCGCUACCAUUGCCCAGGCGGAAGAAAACAUUAUCACAGUCUAAGCCAUUGCAACUUCCCCACGCCUUGGUCCUUUCGGGUCUAGAGAAUGCAGCGGAUAGUGUUCAACGCUCCCUGGCAAGGGUAUUGGCAGAUAAAAAGGUAGUAUUAGAAAGUCGAAGAGAUACCACUGCGCUAGAUUCAGAUAGAACAGGAUUUGUCGAAGAUGGAGUUUGGACUCUUCCCGAUGGGUUUAUCGUAGUGUAUGUUUGUCCCUGGAAUGCUCGAGAGCGGCCUGCUCUCCACAAAUCACUGUUGGACAAGUUCGCCAUGAGCGCAGAUGUAUUCAUUUCUCAAAGUAUACGUCGCGAUUUCCAUUCGCUCCCCUUUUCUUCUUCUCCUCGUGCAUUCCACCCCAGUUUUGUUUCGCACUCCAAUCCGGGCAGUCCAUCACCUUCACAUCCUACGCCACUGCCUCCUACCCACACGCCACCUGUAUUCACAAAAGCCUUGCCUCUACCCAGAAAGUCGUCUGCCCAUUUUAAUCCGCCUCCUCUUCCUGAUGUUGUCCUUCCUACAUCAUUUAUCAAGGCUCUGCAAGAUGCUCGCCACAGGGUCCACAUUUCAUGGUCCUCAUCUUUAUAUCUAUCUGAUCUUUUCUCUGCUACGCGACACCACUCACGCCUAGAUGCGAUGUUGCUCACUGCCAAGUCGAUGAAAGAUGCUGAAGAUCUUAUUUGCGCCUCCCGCAUCAUCGGGAAUGAUCUCACAGGGAUGGAACUUGUACGCAGCUCAGGAUUGAUAUACGAUGGCGACGCCGCCGAAGAAGACGACGAUGACGAUCCCUCUGGCAACGAAAAUGUUGAUUCGAUUGCACGGGAUUACGUGCGGCUUGAAGAUGUUGACGAACAUUCGACCAUGUCUGCACCGUCGCGUAUGAAUGCCAAAGACACGAACGAGCAGCAGUCGCUCACUGCCACCACAACCACCACAACCUCUGGGGUGCUGGAUGUGUCAGAGGUUGAUGUUGCUCGCAUUGUUCCCAGAGUGAUCUCGCAUCGCGUACGGCUGAGGAAUGGUCCACAGGAUGAAAUCUUGUCCAGUGCACUGUACGGUGCUACGUUUCUGCCCCAUCAGAUGCCGAAGCCGCCUGUCGUUAGUGACGAGAGUCAGAAGACUGCAGAUAAAACACCGUCCGUCAAAGCCGUGCUUGUGAGCAUCCUGUCUGAGGUAUGA
Psilocybe cubensis is the source of this 1845-nucleotide messenger RNA. RefSeq lists its product as uncharacterized. Lineage: Eukaryota; Fungi; Basidiomycota; Agaricomycetes; Agaricales; Agrocybaceae. The coding region runs from base 1 to 1845 and encodes 614 amino acids. The record is from RefSeq and is a predicted model, not a curated record. The transcript is spliced from 3 exons.